AAUCUGCCGUAGAACCUAAAAGAAGAAGGUAAAGGAGAAGAAGAAGAAGAAGAAGAAGAAAAGGAACGCGCUGCCAGCUGCCAUAAAUGAAGUAAAAGAAGAAGAACAUUCUUGUGACAUGAUAGCGAAACAGUUACGAGCUGGUUGUGGCUUUGAGAGACUGUAAACGGAGAUACAAUUCACGUUGAAGAGUCUUGGGAGUUUUUGUAUUAUGUGGACACAGAAUCCAGGACAUCCAGGUUCAAGUUAAGGAUCGUGGACGACAAUUUUAAGACGCUUAUUAGCGAACAAACCAAACGUUUUCAAGCAUUUGAGACGCACGAAGAAAGAAACCAGUAAACCUUGGGAUCGAGUCAUGUCUCGCCGAAGAAGCCGCAGCGCAUCACCAGGGCGUUAUUCACGCUCCUGCAGCAGUAAUGAUCCUAGAGAUUUGGAGAGAAGGAUUUUUGUUGGGAAUUUGCCGACAUCCGACAUGGAAAAGAAGGAUAUGGAAGACCUGUUCAGCCCAUACGGGAAGAUAGUCGGCGUGUCCAUGUUUCGUGGGUUUGGAUUUGUACAAUUUGAACGCGUUGAGGAAGCCGAAGCUGCAAAGGCGGCCCAACAGGGUCGAAUAUAUAAAGGUUAUAAAAUAGAUGUAAAUAUGGCAGUGGAGCGACGGCAAGCUAAACCUCAAUCCCAGCAGAGCCCUCCACGAAGGGCCCCGUAUAGCAGUUAUGGGGACAGCAAAGAGCCGCGGCCUCGGUCACGUUCACCCGUUUAUGGGCGUGAUGGACGUGAGCCUCGGGAAGGCCGUGAUGGACGUGAGCCUCGGGACGGUCGUGAUGGGAGGGACCCAGGUAGAGAGCAGAGACCGGGUGGCCACUCUCGUGACAAUGAUUACCGGUACCGUGGCUCAGAGAGCAGAGACAAGGACCUCAGAAGUGACCCGCGGGAACCUGCAUUCAGCAGAGGUGAUUAUGACCGAUACUACCGCAGUGGCAGUGGUGCUGAAGACUAUUACCGGAGGAAGGAUGAACCCUUCAGGGACCCUUACAGAGAUCCCUGGAAUGGGCGCCGUGAGCCAGAGGUUCCCUUCAACGCCUCAUCAACUGUAGAUGAUCGUGCUCGACCAGAAGAGCGUCGGCGUAAUGAAUUGUAUCGACAGUACUAUGAAGAACUCCAGCGGCGCUACGACACUGACCGUCCUGUUGACUGCUCUGUGAUUGUCGUCAACAAGGCGCAAAAGGAGUAUGCUGAGACGGUCGGGCGGAAAGUCCGUGAUUUGGGCAUGGUGGUGGAUCUGAUCUUCCUCAACACAGAAGUGUCACUAACCCAGGCACUGGAGGAUGUAGGCCGAGCCCGCACUCCCUUUGCCAUCAUCAUUACCCAGCAGCAUCAAGUCCACCGUUCCUGCACUGUCAACAUCUUGUUUGGCACACCGCAAGAGCAUCGAAACAUGCCAAUGCAGGAUGCCAUGAUGCUGGUUGCCCACAACUAUGACACCUACAAAGUUGAAAACCGUGAAAAAGAACGUGAGGAGAUUGCCAGAAAGGCUGCUAAGAUGGCAGAUGAUGUGUUACUCAGGGAGCCUGACAGAGAGAGCCACCCCAUUUCUGUGCUCACUGCCAUCACACUGCUGUCUGAAAACAGAUUUGUAACCCCAGAGGAACUGGAUAGUCUCCUUGCGUACCUGAAGGACAAAAGAGCCCGGCUGCUACGAAGCGCUGCAGAACCUCUUGCAGCUGCAGUCCAUGUUGCAACUCCUGCAGCAGCACACCAUGACGGUCCGCCCGCAGCUGCAGGACUGCCUCCUCCAUCCCAUACUACUCACACCCCCCCACAGACCAGCCACCUCGGCCUAUCUACUGGUUCAACCGUCUCCGCUAACCCCAGCCAUCAGCAGGAGCUACAGGCUAAAAUCCUCAGCCUGUUCAACAGUGGCACUGGGGCGUCAGCAGGAGCUGGAGGCCUGCCCGCCACCUCCCAGCCGCAGUCCUACAGCUCCCUUGGCCUAUCCCCAUCCCAGAACCCGCCCCGCCCAGCGGUGCCUGGCCCUACUCCAUCUGGAUCCCAGGGUUAUGGUGCCCCACUGGGCCGCAUGCCAGGUGCACCAGGUGGUCAAAGACCCCCCAGCUCUACUUCAGGUAUCAAUUUUGACAACCCGAGUGUACAGAAAGCUCUGGACACGCUCAUUCAGAGCGGACCGGCUCUCAACCACCUGGUGGGCCCUGGUGCGCCUCAGCAGCCACCCCCCAGACAGGCACCAGGCAUGAGCCAGGUCCCGCCUAUGUCCAUGUAUCCCCGACAUUACUAAUGGAUUGUAGUGAAUUAAUUACUUCUCCUAAUGUGAGGUCCACCUCUCCUUCUGACACAAGUAGACGCCACAUCAAUUCUCUGUGCGGUGAAUUUACCAGCUGUGUGUAGGUAGACUGUAGGGAUGUUUUUGUAAAAGCUUUUAAUUUUAUUUUAUUCUGGGUAUUGUGCUCCAUUUGUUCAAUUUGACAACUUGUCCAGACUACCUAAUGGUCUGUAUUUUUUCAAUUAUUAGCCAGAAGAUGAUUGUCCUUCUUCUAAUAUGUGAGUUCAACUAUGAAGUGUGUUAAGAACAGUGUAUUUUGGUUUAUGAUGGACUCCUUAGUUCUUUUCCAACCAUGAUCUGUUUGUGUGUGUGUGUGUGUGUGUGUGUUUUGUUUUGUAUUUUAUUUUAUUUUUAAUUUGUAACGUUUUCAUUGUCAAAACAAGACAUGAUUUAAAAACUCAAGACACAAUUGCUGUAAUAAAAUGGUAUUGGUUUAUUGCA
Siniperca chuatsi (mandarin fish) is the source of this 2779-nucleotide messenger RNA. RefSeq names its product nuclear receptor coactivator 5 (gene ncoa5). The record is from RefSeq and is a predicted model, not a curated record. Gene Ontology annotation, biological process: regulation of signal transduction. Gene Ontology annotation, molecular function: RNA binding. Bases 356 to 2293 code for a protein of 645 amino acids. The transcript has 12 exons. NCBI's taxonomy places the organism in Eukaryota, Metazoa, Chordata, Actinopteri, Centrarchiformes, Sinipercidae. Gene Ontology annotation, cellular component: nucleoplasm.